Messenger RNA from Ahaetulla prasina, 3037 nucleotides. It is a transcript of the gene RDH10, whose product is annotated as retinol dehydrogenase 10. The record is from RefSeq and is a predicted model, not a curated record. Gene Ontology annotation, cellular component: lipid droplet. NCBI's taxonomy places the organism in Eukaryota, Metazoa, Chordata, Lepidosauria, Squamata, Colubridae. The transcript is spliced from 6 exons. Gene Ontology annotation, molecular function: oxidoreductase activity, acting on the CH-OH group of donors, NAD or NADP as acceptor. Bases 781 to 1809 code for a protein of 342 amino acids.
CUGGCGUUCUCGCGCCGGGGCUAUAUAGAGCCCCGAGCGGUGCGAACAUGCUCACUUAGCGGGCGCUGCGCGGAGCCCUUGGCGUAGGCGCGAGGUAAAGUCUGCAGGUAGGGCUGGGGAAGGACGCGUGGAAGAGCGGCAGUGGCGCUCCAAGCAGCCGCCUCUUAAGACUCCUUCGGUACUCUAGCUGAGGCAGGCAAGGUGGUCGCAGCGCGCGUCCUUUUUAUAGGGGAGCCCAGUAGUGCGCGAGCGGAUGAGGCAGGACGAAGGGAAACCCUUUUAUCCGAACUUGUACUUUGCUCCCUUACUUUGCCGACUUCCCGCGUCGACUCGCCGAGUGUAGGUUUGGCUUCUCCUGCAGGAGAGGCAAGGUGGCCGUUAGGUAACAGAGCUUGUGUUCGCCACACAAAACAACCGCUGAGUCAGAGGCGGGGAGGAGUUGCACUCUACAGGUCUGUCCCGGCCAGCCAGGUGUCUUUAGAAAGUGUCCAAAGAGUGUGUGUGUGUGUGUGUGUGUGUGUGUGUGUGUGUGUGUGUGUGUGUGAGAGAGAGAGAGAGAGAGAGAGAAACUCUUGCUUGCCUCUCUGAAGAGUGGUAGCCACUCUCCCGAAUUGCUCGGGGCAAGGUGCGCGAGAACAGGGGCUCUUCCUGCUCUGAGCUGGCACGCUGCUUUUGACUUGUCGAGCCGGUGCCCAAGUCCUGUGCGGGGAACCCAGCGCCCUCACGCCCUCGCCAGACGGGGCUCCCCGAAUCCUCCGAGGCUUCUCCGGCUCGGCAGCCAUGAACAUCAUCCUGGAAUUCUUCGUGGUCACCUUCAAGGUCCUCUGGGCGUUCGUGGUGGCCGCCGCCAAAUGGCUCAUGCGCCCCAAGGAGAAGAGCGUGGCCGGGCAGGUGUGCCUGAUUACCGGCGCCGGCAGCGGGCUGGGUCGGCUCUUUGCUCUGGAGUUCGCCCGCCGCCGAGCACGCUUGGUCCUGUGGGACAUCAACACGCAGAGCAACGAGGAUACGGCGGGCAUGGUGCGGCACAUCUACCGGGAGAUCUCGGAAGAAGCCGUGGUCGCGGCUCAGAAAGCUGGGCAUGGUGAAGAGGAAGUGCUACCUCCCCACAACUUACAAGUUCAUACAUACACUUGUGAUGUGAGCAACAGAGAGAAUGUGUACAAGACUGCUGAGAGAGUCUGCAAGGAGGUUGGUGAAGUCUCAGUCCUCGUGAACAAUGCUGGUGUUGUUUCCGGUCACCAUCUUCUGGAAUGUCCUGAUGAGCUUAUUGAAAGGACCAUGAUGGUUAAUUGCCACGCACAUUUUUGGACCACUAAAGCAUUCCUUCCCAAAAUGCUGGAACUGAACCAUGGACACAUUGUCACUGUUGCAAGUUCUCUUGGCCUCUUUAGUACUGCUGGAGUAGAGGAUUAUUGUGCCAGUAAAUUUGGAGCAGUGGGGUUUCAUGAAUCCCUGAGCCAUGAACUAAAGGCUGCUGAAAAAGAGGGCAUUAAAACAACACUGGUUUGCCCUUACCUUGUAGAUACAGGAAUGUUCAGAGGCUGCAGAAUUAGAAAAGAAAUAGAGCCAUUCCUUCCACCUUUGAAACCAGAUUACUGUGUAAAGCAAGCUAUGAGAGCUAUACUAACAGAUCAACCUAUGAUUUGCACACCUCGUUUGAUGUAUAUGGUUACCUUCAUGAAAAGCAUCUUACCUUUUGAAGCAGUUGUGUGCAUGUACCGGUUUUUGGGAGCAGACAAGUGUAUGUAUCCUUUCAUUGCUCAACGAAAACAGGCCACAAAUAACAAUGAAGCAAAGAAUGAAAUAUAACAUUUUAUAAAGGACUGUUAUUUGUAACAGAAUUAUUAUCAAAUGCUAGAACUGUAUUCUGGAGUGCACUUGCAUUUAGCAGGAGCAACUGUUAACAUUUUAUCAUGACAUUCUCUUGGAUCCUAUACCUGAAUAGUGAACAGGAAAAACAUUUUUUUUAAAGUAUUGUAUGUAAAGUAAUCAGAAUUUCUGAGAACCAUGAGAGGCAAAUUUAUAAAAAGUAGUGAACACCCUUGUUCUUUUGAAAUUUUAUUAGAUGUACAGUAAUAUGCUACUCUUUUUAUAGAGAGAAACUUUGUAUGAUUUCUCUUAAGAUGGUCAUGCAAUUAGACGAUUCAAUUGUUUCAUCAAUUGUUCAUUUUCUUGUGAUGUUUUCAUGGGUUGUCAUUUACAUUAUGUAAUGUAGCAGGGGCAGUGCUUCAGAAGCUCACUCAGUCUGUGUGUGAUAAAUACAUUUUAAUUACUUUUUAUUUUUCAGUAUUGCAUAUAUUGAACCUAAAUAUGUCUUCAUUAAGAGGAAGUUUGGAAUGCUUUCAGAAUGGAAAGUCAUAAUCCAUACCAUUUCUUCCUGUUAAAUAAUAAUAUAUGGCUUGCAUUUAAAAUCAACCACUCUAAAAGCCAACUUUAAUGGAAUUGGAUGGGCAAAGAAAUAAAUAGCUAAAUAGUCUUUCUAGACCAGGGGUCUCCAACCUUGGCAACUUUCAGACUUGUGGACUUCAACUCCCAGAAUUCUGGGAGUUGAAGUCCGCCAGGCUUAAAGUUGCCAGGGUUGGAGGCCCCUGUUCUAGACUAUAUAGUGAAAUCCAUUUCCCUAUCAUUGAUUACUGUCCAAUAACCCAUGUUUUUGCUUAAAAUUCAAAAGCAAAUUGAGUUAAGAAAAAAAUAAAUAAUGGUCCUCCUGCCAAUUGUCACAUUAAAGUUACAUAAACAAAAUGUAAUAUUAUUAGAUGCAACUUGAACAUUAGAAAGACUGUAAACAUUUUUUGAAAUUGCAUUAUAGAGCAGAAAACAUUUUUUACCUUUUUUUGUAAGAACAAUUUUGUGCCUUGAAUUUGGUGAACUGUUUUAGUAGAAUAUUGUAAAGGUGAACUUCUACCUCUAUAUCUAAAUGUAUAUCAUUCAUUUGUAAAUUUGUUUAAGAAAUUGUGACUUUUUUUUAGAAUGUCAUGUUAAAUACUGACCAACUUUUGUGGUUAUUAAAAUUAUCCACUUGUUCUUUAAUACAUAA